GAUUAAGAAAAAAACUGUACAGCUAAAUUUAGCAAAUAAACACCUUCAGGAAAUUGAAAGGACAUUUUUAUUUGACACGUGACUGAGUGAAAGGGUUAAACUAAAACAAACAAAUAGAAUGAACACAUCCUCCUUCAAUAAGACGUUCUCUGCGAGUCUCGCAAUGCAGUAUAUUCAGCAUUUCAAAAAGAUUUAUUUUCUCUAUUAGAUGUAUAUAAUGGAUUUUUUAUAGCACAUAAUACGAAGUAGGAACACAAUUUGUAUUUUUUUUUUUUUUUUAACAAGUUUGCUAAGUUUUUACACUAUGUGGAAUUAUCAGAACAUCAUACAGGGUUUUUUCUGCUUGUAUUUGUUGAUUAUGAAUGGUGUGUUUGGUGUUGAUAGAGAUGAAGUGAAGUCAGUGCCAGUGAAGGAAGGAGAUUCUGUUACUCUAUACACUGAUAUUACCCAAAUACAGAGAGAUGAUCUGAUAAUCUGGAUAUUUGGCCCUCAGGACAAUCGUAUAGCUCAAAUAUACAUGAAAAGCAUUGAUGACAGUAAUGAGAUAUUUGGAGACAAACUGAAACUGGACAGUCAGACUGGAUCUCUCACCAUCACAAACAUCAAUAUCACACACACUGGCCCUUAUAAACUACAGAUCGUCAGCAACAAAGUGACUUCAUACAAAAGAUUUUAUGUUACUGUCUAUGCUCCUCUGUCUGUUCCUGUCAUCAUCAGAAACUCUUCACCAUGUUCAUCAUCAAGCUGUGUGUUGUUGUGUUCAGUGAUGAAUAUGAGAGAUGUGAGUCUGUACUGGUACAAAGGAAAGAGUUUAUUGUCCAGCACAAGUGAGUCUGAUCCAAACAACAAACUCUCUUUACCUCUGGAGGUUGAAUAUCAGGAUACAAACACAUACAGCUGUGUGGUGAACAAUCCUAUCAAUCACCAAACACAACAUGUCAACCCUGAUGAUGUCUGUCAGCCGUGUUCAGAGCGCCAGCGUUCAACUUUGAUAUUUUUUAUUGGGACGUUGCUGGUGGUCAUAAUAUUAGCUUGUGGGUGUUUCUUUUGCUACAAAAGGUUAAUACGAUCAACAACAACAGAAGCUGAGACUCAGGAAACGAAUAAUGGUUGGAGAAAUAACAUGGUUGGGUGUGUUGAAGCAGAUCAAACAAAACACACAACUGCAAAGACUUAUGUUUAACACACUUUUUAACAUAACUUUAGUUGUCAGUGAAUUGAACACAUCAGAAUAGUUUAUCAUCACCAGUAUUACUGAUGUUUUGAAGUGCAGAAACAUUUAUUAUCUAUUUAUAAUUAAAGGGGACAUAUUAUGAGAUUUUUUUAAAGAUGUAAACUAAGUCUUAAUCUAGGUCUGAGCAAAAGUGUGCCGUUUUGGGUGUGUCAUUUAAAAUGCAAAUGAGCGGAUGAAGUGCAAACACUGAUCACAAUGAUGGUGGUUUGUUGCAAUUGAAACUCAAUUGUGCUGUGAAUUAUUUUCUCUCUCUCUCUUUCUCUCCGUACUAAAUGGUUGUGCUGUGGUUGGAUAGUGCAGAUAAAGGGGGCGGUAUUACCUUAUUCUGACAUCACAAUAGGAGCCAAAUUACAAUGACCUAUUUUUUCACAUGCUUGCAGAAAAUGGUUUACCAAAACUAAGUUACUGGGUUGAUCUUUUUCACAUUUUCCAGGUUGAUAGAAGCACUGGGGACACAAUUAUAGCACUUAAACAUGGAAAAAGUCAGAUUUUCAUAAUAUGUCCCCUUUAAAUAUUUGCAUUUCCUAAGACUGGAUGCUUUUAGGUGGACUGGUAUGAUAUAUGUCAUUUUAGUUUGUUGUUUUAAUGACGACAGAAGGCAGACACAGGGAAGCAAAACUGCAUUCUAUUAAUAACAAACAAUCUUUUGUGAUGCAGUUCUAAUUUACAAAUUGCUUUGAAAAACAAACACAUCUGCAGAAUAAUUAAAUGUAAAUGUCAAACUCCUGUCUGUGCUUUACUCCAAUUGGUUU
Molecule: messenger RNA, 1986 nt
Organism: Misgurnus anguillicaudatus (oriental weatherfish)
Lineage: Eukaryota; Metazoa; Chordata; Actinopteri; Cypriniformes; Cobitidae
Source: RefSeq, a predicted model, not a curated record